GUCGUCAAUCAAAACCAAAACUGUGUGCAACAAGUUGUCAAAAGUGCAAGCAACAAAAAUAAAAAGCUCAAAGUGCAAAAUAAAAUAAAAGUGUAAUAAAAAGUGCAAUAAAAAAGCAAAUCAAAUGAAAAAUGAAAAGUGCUAAAAAUGCUGGUGCCAAGGCAAAUUAAAAAGAAAACUCUGUAGUCGAAGAACAGUGCGGAAUAAAAAAACAACAAUUUACCCCUAAAAAAGAAAAGCGUUCACGCAACAACAACAACAACCUUCCCCUUUUUUCCAGUAAAAAAAACAAACAACAUAAAAAUGUCAACCAGCCGCCGUUUGGCCAAACGCUCAAUAAUUGGCACCAAAGUCUGUGCUCCGGGUCCGGACGGACUUUGGUAUUCGGGUGUCAUACAGGACGUUAAGACGCCCACACUAAUGUCCGCCGAUCCGAUGCCGCCGCCCACAUUCUUGGCGCCCGGCGAUGCGCAAUUGAAUGCGGAUACGCGUUACAUAGUUCGAUUCGAUUUCAAAACGCAAACGUUGCCCGCUAACGUUAAUGCUUCUUCUUCCGUCGUCGUCGCCGGUUCCGAGUCGGUUAUUGUCGAGACGCGUCGCGCCGCCGCCGCCGCAGCCGCUGCUGCCAGCGUUCACAUCAGUCCGGCUCAGGCAUUGCGUCGCAAUGCAAUGACAAAGGAGUUCCGUGAAUCCGAUCUGAUUGGACCCGGUUUUCGUUCCAUAAUGAGCAUUCAAUUGCAGCCGGGACAACGCAUCUUUAUCACCUACAAUGGACGCGAGCAGAGCGGCGAUGUGGUCCAGCAUGAUGUCAACAAGGAUGAGGUCGUUGUCAAGAUCACCACAAUUGGCAAUGAGGAACCCAUCGAGCUGAAGAAGCGUUUGGAGGAAGUGCGUCUGCUGGAGUCACGUCGCUCCGCUCGUUUAGCCGAUCAGGAUCGCGACACGGACUUUGCACGAUUGGCCGACAUGGGUGGCGAUCGUCGCCGAACCACACACAGUAUUGAGGUGCCAUUGACGCUGCCGCCGUCGCACAACUCACGAAAGCGUCCGCCAAGCGACACUUACGACUGCAGCAGCGAUGAUUGCAAAGUGGACGUCAUGAAUGAAUGUAAUGCAGCAUUAAUUUUAAUGAAUCUACACAACUCGCCGAAUACGGUGUCGGACAAAUGGUUUGGCUCCAGCCCGGGCAGCAGCUCGUCGGCCUCUUGGAGCUCCGGUUCGGCAUCGCCGCCAUUGAGCGAUGAUGGCAGUGCACUGCAUGGUCACAUUAUAUUGUCGCCGCACGAUGCGGCCAUUGCAUCGGCAAAUGCACGCAUACGCACAACAUCGGUGUCCACAUCGGAUGAGGGCAUUGUCACCGACUUCAAGGAGGAGCGCAAGAAGAAGGUGAGUUGUAAACAGAUGUUUCUUAGCAUAAAGCCAAAGUUGCGAAAAGUCGCUGGUCGGUUGGUGAGUGCUUGCCACACCGCAUUGCCACACUGCUCCACAACCACAUCCCGACUUUGCCAAAUGCCCAAUGCUUCGAAAAAAUUCCGCUGUAUCUGGAAGGGAUGCGGCACCGUGGAGCUCACACAAUUGAAAAUUGAACGACACGUGAGGGACACACAUUUGGGCAAAAAGGCCAGACGCUCUGGCGACUCAGAUUCCUGCAGUGAAAAUGAGCACGAAGAGGAGUUCUACUACGACGAAGACGACGACGACGAUGAGUCGACGAUCAAAACGCCUAGUCCUGCGUCACCGCCCACGCUCAGCCACCGGGACAUGGCGCGUCCGCCGCACGAGGAUCCCGAAUACCAAAGACAGAUCGUUGGCAAUUUCAAACAAGGACGCGCUAUGAAUAACUAUCACCACCUAACGCAUCAGCAAUCACAGCUACAUCACAGCAACAGCGGCAGCAGCGGUGCUCAUCACAUCACCAGCACACAGCAGCAACAGUUGCAGAAUAACAACACUAGCUGCAUACCGACAUCGCCGCUGGCGCAUCACAAUUACACUUGGUCAUCGGCGGCUGCGAUCACAGUGAGCGCUCCAUCGGCGACAUCCCACCACAGUAGCAGCAGCAGCAGCAGCAGCAGCAACAACAACAGCCACAGCCACCAUAACCAUCAUCAUCACCACAAUUCGACGACACUCAAUAAACACGCACGCUCAUCAUCGUCGCGUCCGUCCCACUCGACUGCGCCAUAUCCAUCGCCGACAUACGUCCAUCACCAUCACAAUCACAAUCACAGCUACAACAGUCACAGCAGCAACAGCAGCAGUGGCAGCGGCAACAGCAGUCCGGUCAUACAUAGCAAUAGCAGUGCCAACAACAUGUUGCAGCAAUUGUCGCAACAGAAUGUCACAGUGACGGCGCAUCACACCAGCAAUGGCCACACACAACAGCAGCAACAGCAGCAGCAGCAACACCACCUGUCUAGCGUGACAAUCACGCCGAAUUACCAUCCGCCGCAGCAGCAGCAACAACAGCAACAUCAUCAUCAGCAGCAGCAGCAACAACAACAGCAUUUGCGCGGCCAGCAACAGACAACUGCCAGCAACAAUCAUGUUGCCAAUUCCGGCCAACAACAGCAACAACAACACAUGUCACUGCAACACGUUGCAGUGCAACAAACGGUGAGCGCUGCCAAGCACACGCCCAAUUCACCAAAUCGUCGCACGCGUGGCGAGAACAAGAAAUGCCGCAAGGUCUAUGGCAUGGAGAAGCGAGAGCAAUGGUGCACUCAAUGCCGAUGGAAGAAGGCUUGCAGUCGUUUUGGCGACUGAAAGCGACAGAAAUCGUCGGCAGAGGCGGCAGCCCAAGCGUCGACGACACUGCGACAAGGCGACAUCGCAAAGGCAGGAGCAACAGCAACAGCAGCAACACCAUCAGCAGCAACAUCAACAACAGCAGCAGCAUCCACAACAGCAACAGCAACAACAGCAACAUCUUCAUCGACAUCGACACCAGCAACAGCUGCUAAAAUGACAACAACUGUGGUAAGAUUGGCUGCCGAAGUGGCUGCUGGCAAACAGUUGCCAGCAUCGCUGACUAUCAAAACCAAUCGACGCUAUGGCGUCCACCACAUACAACAACAACAACAGCAACAGCAACAACCACACAAGUACAACGGCAGCAAUUGCAAUGCCAACAGCAACAAUCACACUAACAAUAUCAAUAGAUUUACGCGCAUCAAAAGUGUUGCUACCUCGGUGAUUGUAUCGCCCAUUGGAGCAGCAACCAACAGUAGCAGCAGCAACAGGCCAACGCCCACCCCCUCGCCCACCGCCAACAGCAGCAGCAGUAGCAGCAACGAAGAUGGAGGAGCAGGAGGAGGAGGAGGAGGAGGUGCUAGCGACAACAGCAAUGUUGCUGCAAUUGCUGCCGCUGCCGCCUAUGAGCAAGAACAGGUUGCUGCUGCCAAAGGGUUGCUGGCUUGGAGUCGAGCUGCAGCUGCAGGUCAGCAACAACAGCAGCAGCAACAGCAGCAACUGUUGCUGCAGUAACAACGUUUAAAUAUAGUGAAUGUUGUUGCUGUGCAAUCAGUUUGCUUCUGUUGUUAUUGUCGUAAAGUGUUGUUGACAAAACAAAAAAACAAAACAAAAAUGAAAUGAAAAUGAAAAAUGGUCUCUUCUUAUUUACUCUGCAUUGAAUUGUGCAAAAGCAAAAAAGCAAAAACAAAACAAAAACCUUAAACGUAAUGGUAUCUCUUUGUUGUUGUGCUGGUGUUGCCAACUGCCGUGCAAAUGUUGCUAACAUUUGCGCUGGGCAACAUUUGCAAUAUACAAUAAUAAUAAUUACAAAUAAUAAUAAUUAUAAUUAUAAACAGAAAUAAUUCAUAAUUAUUAUGCAUAAAUAUACAUAUAUAUACAUACAAUACAAUACAAUACAUAUUUAUUUUAAAACCUGACUUUGUUAUUUCUUAUGUUAAAACUAAACAACAAAAAACAAAUUCGUGGCAAACAUUUUUCAGCUGCAAUUCGUUUGGCCAGCAAUUUUAUAUACAUAGAGAAAAACAACAAAAAAAAGGAAAGAAAAUGAAAAUGAAACGCAUAUAAAGAUAUGUUGGAAGUAUAGAGAUAAAAAAAAAGAAAACAAAAAACAAUGAAAAAGAAAACAAAACAAAUCUUAAACAAAUAUACAUCUGAUUUUUUUUAGUUUGUAAGAAUCUAGUAAAUUUUUUCUUAGUAUUAGUGCAAUUUUUGUUCUUCUUCUUGCUCUAAAAAACAACAAAACAAAAAACGAACUCAACAAAAAGCAAAAACAAAUCAAAAUAUUCAACAAAUAACCAAUACGUAUAUAUAAAUAUAUAUAUUCAAAGCAUAUUAAUCAAGCAUCAACUUCAAAGAUAAACAAAAAGCGAAAAAACUAUUCAUCUCUAAAAAAAAGAAAAGAAAAAUAGUGAAAUUACUUGUGUAUAAAUGAAAAGCAGAAAAACAGAAAAACAGUUAAACCAAUUUUACAUAUACAUGUGUAUUCUUAUGUAUAUGUGUGUGUGUAAGAUCGCUAAGAAUUAAGUAUUAAGCAAGAGUUCAUGAAUACAAAAAACUGCAAUACAUAAACGAGUACUCAUAAAAAACAAAACUUAAAAUAAUGAUGAACACAAGGAAAAUCGCUGAUUAAAUAUUAUAGAUGAUAAACUUAAGAGAACACCACGCCCCCCAUACAUACAUACACACAUAUAUACAUACUACAUAUAUAUUUAUAUAUAUAUUUGCCGACCAUCUAUAGAACAAUUAUCCCCCCAAAAACCCAGCCCAAAACAAAAAAACACACACAAAAGCUAAUGUAAUAUAUAUACCAUAUAAAGCAAACCUUUAAUCUUAAAUGUAGUAAAAUUUAAAAAACAAAACAAGAAAUAAGAAACGAAAUGCAAUAGGCAUAGGUAAAAAACACAGAUAAACAGAUAAAGAUACAGAUACAGAGACAGUCAGAUACAGAAACAAAAAAAGAAUACAACUGAAGACAGAAUGAGAAAUAAAAUAUUAUCAAAAUUGAAAAUUGCAAAAUCUUUGGAGCCAAGAAGAAUAAAUUAUUUUUUGAAAGAAAUGUUCAAAUUUUAUUUCGUUGUUAAGCUGGAUUAUUUGCAAACCACAAAAACAAAAAGAAACAAGUCUAUUAAUUAAUUUGUAAUGUACCUACGACUAAAAAAUCUAAUAUUUAGGACUUUAAAAACUGUUCGCGUUGUGCGACUAUUGUGAAUUGUUCAAAUUACGGUAUCAACAAUGAAGAUGAUGAUGAUGAUGAUGACGUCACAAACAACCCGAAACGAGGUUGAAGUGAAAAAGAGAGAGAGAGAGAAAACGAAAGAAAAUGAAAGGAGAGGAAAUAUGAAAAGUGGAAAUCGAGAAAAGAAAAUACACAAGGAAUUCUUAACCAAAUUGGAAGUACAAACUACAAUCUAGAAUAUGUAUAAACUAUAAACAAACAAAAAAAAAAAAAAAAAAAACAAAAAAAAAACUGAAAAA
Messenger RNA from Drosophila nasuta, 5448 nucleotides. It is a transcript of the gene Glut4EF, whose product is annotated as Glucose transporter 4 enhancer factor. Gene Ontology annotation, molecular function: RNA polymerase II cis-regulatory region sequence-specific DNA binding; DNA-binding transcription factor activity. NCBI's taxonomy places the organism in Eukaryota, Metazoa, Arthropoda, Insecta, Diptera, Drosophilidae. Gene Ontology annotation, biological process: regulation of transcription by RNA polymerase II. The record is from RefSeq and is a predicted model, not a curated record. The transcript has 9 exons. Gene Ontology annotation, cellular component: nucleus. Bases 304 to 2766 code for a protein of 820 amino acids.